AUGCUUAUUGAAAUAAUAUUACUCUUAACUUCUUCCUCUUUUGCUCUUCUCUUUCAAGUAGACGAACUGGGAGAUUCAAUACAUGAUUGUGCCAAAUUAUUUAUAUUCGGAACACUUAUUACAGAAUUUCCUUGGAUGAUGGUAGGAAUAAUCAGUUUUUUAUGGAUUAAAGAAUUUUUUAGAACCAAAGAUACUUAUCAAUAAGAAAAACAUCAAGGAAAUCCUGCCAUCCUAAUACAUCAUGCUAGAGAAGGUGCUACAGCAACCUCUGCAGAAAAUGUACAACCUACUAUUGAAGCUGUAUAAAUCUUUGACUAUGUCACUGGAGAGAGCUAAUAUGCAUUCAUACAGAAAACUGAGAAGAGUCUAUUAACACAAUUAGGAGUUACGUUAAAGAAUACAAUUUUAUUAGAAAAGGGUCGACCAUAGGAUGCAAGUGUUAAUUCUAAAUUAAUCUCACAUAUAGAUCAAUAAAAGAGGCCUAAUACUUAGAAUAUAUCAAUUAUUUAUGAAGACAAUAGUGAAUAUUAACAAAAUUAGAUAAAACCUCAUGUUUCAAUUCCAUUUAAAAUUGGUGAUUUUGAUAAAUAGAUGGGAGAAAUUAUUUAAGCAGAAAUAUUAUCAGGAGAGUAUCCUGAAGGUGUCAAAGUUAUACAUACAAAAUUAAAGUAUGAAUAAGCUUUAAUUUCAAUUUUAAUAAGUAUCAAUUGAUAUUAAAAUUAAGUCGCAGUCAUCCCAUAAGUUGAAGGUUUGAUUUACAGAUUAUUUAAUUCUAUUCUAUUUGGAGUUGUUCUACAUUCAGCAGUAUAAAGAAAAGAAAUACUUACAUUAUCUCAUUUUUUAUACUUAAUUAUUCUAUUAUUAAGUUGUGUAGCUGCUUAUAUAUUUGGAAUAUAUUAUCAAUCUAUUAAUAUAAGAUAGUUCCUUUUGGGAUCUCUAAUAUGGUCAUUUUAACAUGUCAACCCAAAUUUAUGUUUAUUAGUAUUUCCAAUACCAACUCUUUUGUUUUUAGCAGGCUUAUGAAUACUCA
Molecule: messenger RNA, 1030 nt
Organism: Paramecium sonneborni
Lineage: Eukaryota; Ciliophora; Oligohymenophorea; Peniculida; Parameciidae
Source: the annotation of a GenBank genome assembly